AUGGCGGAGUAUGGACUGUACGGAGCCAUGGUUAGACACUCACUCCCCCUACCGGAGAGUAUUCUGAAAAGUGCCAAGGAUGGUAUCAUGGAAUCGUGUGCUCCUUGGCUACUGAGUAUGCACAAGAAAUCUCUGGAGGCGGCCGAAAAACUGAAAGAGGUAGAGGAAGCGAGCGAUGAUAAUAAAACCGAUGGAAAUAACCCGAGCAGCCAACCGACCAAAGACAAAGAAGAGUUAAGAUCGGAAAGUAUCGCCGUACUACGGGCAAAGGCACAGGAACACAGUGCUAGGCUCAAGAGAGAUAUCCAGGACAAAGACCGGGUCAACAGCAACGGCACGGGCGGCCCCAGCAGUGGCAGUGGUGCAGGUGGUGGUAGCGGUGGUCUUCUCAGUAGUAGCAGCUCAGGAAACGCAGGUGGAAGCAGUAGCAGCAGCAGCAGCAGCGCCGAAAGUGGAGAAUGUUACACGGACAGCCGGCAGCCAUCCGGUUCCGGGUCGACUUCCGGUUCCGGUUCCGGUCCCAGUUCAAGACCUCCAACCGAUGCUGACGAGGGAAAUGACAGCGAUGUGUACGAGAGUCGGGGCACCAUCCCCAUCACCACCACCACCACCAUCAUCACUCCCACUCGCACCACCCGCAUGUGUCCCCGGAGCCGCCCCUGCGUAGCCGCCCGCUUCAGCCGCAGCCACAUCAUCAGACGCAACACAGUUUCAUUGAUUUGGAAAACGACGAACCGGUCAGUAAAUGACCAUCAAUAUGGCGGCCCUUGUCCAGUCCGUUCGCUGGGCGAGACCCGACGCCACCACUCGAUCACUUUGCUACCGAUGUCGACAAUAUGUCGCUUCAGAACACAGACCCAUCAGCAGCCCUGA
Messenger RNA from Acanthosepion pharaonis, 873 nucleotides. The record is from the annotation of a GenBank genome assembly. NCBI's taxonomy places the organism in Eukaryota, Metazoa, Mollusca, Cephalopoda, Sepiida, Sepiidae.